Messenger RNA from Spizellomyces punctatus DAOM BR117, 2632 nucleotides. RefSeq lists its product as uncharacterized. Lineage: Eukaryota; Fungi; Chytridiomycota; Chytridiomycetes; Spizellomycetales; Spizellomycetaceae. Gene Ontology annotation, biological process: protein processing. The record is from RefSeq and is a predicted model, not a curated record. Gene Ontology annotation, cellular component: trans-Golgi network; Golgi membrane. Gene Ontology annotation, molecular function: serine-type endopeptidase activity. The transcript has 7 exons. The coding region runs from base 196 to 2487 and encodes 763 amino acids.
GCAGUCCAACUUCAUGAUCCUGUGACUUACCGGCCAUUUACGCUGGCUGAGGCCGAGGCCUAUGCCGCAGAGCAUGAGUUUACAUUUCUGGGACAAGUGGGGCUGUUGGAUGGAUAUUACCUGUUUGAAGUGGACAUUUGCACGUCAACGGAAAAAGAACAUGAUCAGUGUGGGAAGGGAAAGCUACAAAAGAGAAUGCCAGACGAGGUGCAUGGACUACUGAUUGAAUCAGAGCAUGUAAAGUGGUUUGAGAUGCAAACGCCAAAAAAGCGAUACAAACGAGAAUUGGAUUUUCAAAAGUUCAAGGACCCCCGCUUCCCUGAGCAGUGGCAUUUGUAUAAUGAUGGUGUAAACGGCGUGUAUCAAAACAACGACAUUAAUGUCAUGCCGGUAUGGGUUCGAGGAAUCAACGGAAGUGGUGUGACGGUAUCUGUUAUUGAUGAUGGCGUACAGUAUAUGCACCCAGACUUGGCAGAGAACUGGAACGAAGCGGUCAGCUACGAUUUCAAUGAACGUACAAAUACUCCUCUUCCCCAGGCACCAGAAGACGUCCAUGGCACGCGGUGUGCUGGCGAGAUUGCGGCUGUGGCCAACAAUGUGUGUGGAGUUGGCGUCGCAUAUGGAGCAACUUUAGCAGGGGAGCGCUUAAUCGCAAACACAACCACCGAUGCCGUUGAAGCUCAAGCACUCAAUCACCAAUUUCAGAUCAUUGACAUUUAUUCUUCCUCAUGGGGACCUAACGACGAUGGGAUGGCGUUGGAUGGGCCAGGAUAUCUAGCACAAGCAGCACUGGCAGCGGGAGUCCGCAAGGGCCGACGAGGCUUCGGCAACAUAUAUGUUUUUGCUUCCGGAAAUGGUGGCCUCGAAGGUGACAAUUGCAACUUUGAUAGCUACGCAAAUGCUAUCGAAACAGUAGCCAUCGGAGCCGUGACAAAUAAGGGAACAAUGCCGUUCUACGGCGAACUUUGCAGUGCCCAUUUGGCUGUUUCAUACAGUGGGGGGAAUGGACUGGGUAUUGUCACGACUGAUGUUAAACAAUGCACUGCCAGUCAUUCUGGAACAUCCGCGGCGGCUCCUCUGGCCUCCGGGAUGAUUGCAUUAAUGCUCUCCGUGAGGCCCGACCUUGGCUGGCGUGAUAUCCAGCAUCUCAUUGUGACAACUGCCAAGAAGAAUGACCCGACGGAUGCUGACUGGCACACUAACGGAGCAGGGCGUCAUGUCAGUCAUAAAUAUGGCUUUGGAGUAAUGGAUGCAACUCUGCUGGUGGAGGCCGCCGAAAAACAUACGCUUCUUCCAUCUCCGGCAAUAACACUUACCAAACACAGCUACAAGCACAUACGACUCCUCGCCGGGACUCAGGAGACGGAUACGAUUGAUGUGCUCGCGCAGGACGUUGCAGGGAUGGCAGCCAUAGAGCAUGUGCAAGUGACCGUUCGCAUCAGACAUCCUGACAGAAAAUUCCUGACAAUCAAGCUGGUGAGCCCGCAGCUCACCGAGAGCAUCCUGGCUGCUCCUCGCUUCAAAGAUGAUUCCGAUCAGGGGUACAAUCCAUGGACUUUUAUGACUGUUCAUUCCUGGGGAGAAAAGGCUCUGGGCACCUGGAAACUGUUGAUUGAGGACGUUCGAAUGGGUGAGAUAGAUCCGUACACUGGGGCUCCCUUUUCAACCGGCGAUUUGCUGGACUGGUCUCUCACCAUUCAUGGAACAUGUGGGGAGGAGGACGUUCUAAUCGAUCCCGAUCAAAUACAAGCCAAUGGGCGAACGUGCUCCCACACCGUAGCAGAAGCACGACGCCAGAAGCGAACGGUCAUAGUAGGAGCACUGCUAAUAACCUCCGCGAUAAUUCUCAUGGCUGCCGGCUAUGUCUUUUACAAGAGGGUAUAUGCCAAAAACGACCAGGCAUGGAGGCAGCUGACGAUAAAUACGUCCUUUGAUAGCCAUGGUGACGUCGAAAGCCCGUCCGGAAAGGAGUUCUUCAAGUACCCCAAAUCACCGAUUGAUAUAGAAAGUCCACAUCCUGGAAAUGACACCCGGAGCCUUAAGCAGCCCAGCAGUUCCGGGUUCAAACGCUCUGUUUCCCUCGAGCUGCUGGCGGUUAGAAGUGUACGUGUAGGCGAGGGUGAACUAUCACCCCAAGUCGCAGUUAACGUCAAUAGUAGCGACGACUCAGAAAGUGACAGCGACAAUGAUUCAGAUACGAGUCAUCUUACGGGGAGCGAAAGGGCCAGUAGAGUGGGGAGACGUAUAGAAAACCUUCGAAAUGAGUUUAUAAAGCGAGGCACGUCACCUCUAACCAAGGCGCACAGCACCAGCAGCCUAAAUAUUGGCUCACAAGGAAGCCCAUCCAUACCGAGCCGUAACAUCUCAAAGACACCUCCACCGAAUCUCGAAAUAUCCAGUCCCAGGCCGCUGAGUAGGAGCAGCAGCACCGCAAGCCUUCUGAAACGCAGCGCCAGCCAAGAGCAGCUGAAAAAGUUCACUGACUGAUGUGCCGACCACAGCGACAUAAGAAAUGUAUCUUAAUAUUAUAAUAGUUUACGUAUUUAAGGGGACUAUCGUGCCCCCAUCAGAAGAGGAUAACUAGGUCACUGGGAAUGCUUUCUGUCAUAUCAAAACGUCAAUGCCGUUCCUG